Molecule: messenger RNA, 1335 nt
Organism: Musa acuminata AAA Group (dessert banana)
Lineage: Eukaryota; Viridiplantae; Streptophyta; Magnoliopsida; Zingiberales; Musaceae
Product: F-box protein At2g05970-like
Exons: 3
Coding region: 1-1335 (444 amino acids)
Source: RefSeq, a predicted model, not a curated record
AUGGCGAAUUGGUCAGAGCUGACGGUAGAACUGUUGAGUAUGAUUUAUGAUGAACUCUCGAUAUUUGAUUACAUACGUUCCAAAGCCAUCUGUAAACAAUGGAACUCGAUCUACAAGUUGGAGCACCAUCGUCCUCCGAAGCCACAAGCUCCAUGGCUCAUGCUGCCCGGCGAUAAUAAUUCCACUGCCAAGUUCUUCUCUAUCGCCGAGAAGAAGACUUAUAACAUUCCAUGCCCGGAACCUAUGAUCCGUACAAGGAUCAAUAUCGGUUCUUGUCAUGGAUGGCUGACCACUGUGGAUAGUCUUUGCAACAUGUACCUUCUGAAUCCACUCACCGGGGCUCAAUUCCCACUCCCUUGUGUGACGACCAUACCUUUUGUCAAGACUGUUCAUGAUUCCCAAGGACAAAUCGUCAGAUUCAUCGUGGGACAAGAACGAAACAAGUUAUCUCUUUGGAGCAUGCAUGCGCUCUUCUUCGGCAAGGCUGUACUCUCUGCAGCUCCUGACGCAGACAAUGACUUCACCAUCAUGAUGAUCUAUGGCCUGUGGAAAAAUCUAGCCUUUGCUCGAGCUGGGAAUAAGGCUUGGACGUCUAUAAGCUCACCUUAUUGUUACACCGAUAUAAUACAUCACAAUGCCAGAUUCUACACUAUCAAUUAUCAACGUAUAGUCGAGGCAUGGGAGCUCGAUGAACUUGCCAUUAGGCAUAGCAUCAUCAACUCAGACUUGCCUUCGCAUAUUUUCCUUGGGUGCAUAUGCACAUAUUACUUGGUCGAGUCCCUAAAUAAUAAUUUGAUGUUGGUAUAUAAGUUCCAAAAUGAGUGGAGCCCUACUGAUAACCCUAAGAACAUUAUUUGCAUGGUGUUUUCCUUGGACGAGCAUGCUCUUAAGUGGAUAAGGGUGAAGAGCUUACAUGAGCAAACGUUGUUCUUGGGCAAAAAUCAAUCGAUGUGCCUCUCUACUAUAGACUUUCCGGAGUUGAAACAAAAUUGUAUCUACUAUACUGAUGAUAUGUUGGAGUUAUGUGGAUCUUAUAACACAUUUAAAAGUCAAAAGCCUCUUGAAAAUGCUCAAGCAUCUCCUCUACUUGAGAGCAAACUUCUUCCAACCUCAAUCAUCCUGCAAAACUGUGCCAAGAGUCGUAUUACCAUACCAUAUGUGCACGUUGAUCAUUCCAUGAUGGAAACAAGGUGGCCCCUUGGCCAUCACUUCCAAACCUGGUGGGGCUCCGCCUGUAGCCACCGCACAAGGGAAGGAGUGGUGCUCUUCCUCGCCCACGCCCUCGAGAGGCCAACCUUGAGCAAUGGAGGGCACCGGGCGUCCCUGUUCUCGUGA